AUGGCCCCCAGCAGCGAGCCGUUGCAGGAUAAUCAAGGGCAUGCGGAGAACCGAAAGGAGUGGGAAGCUGACGACGAGCUCUGCGUGUCAUGGACCAGCAACCUCAGUGUCAUCACGAAUCCCUCCGAAGGCAUAGACAUCAUUGUCACAGCCAUCGAGGGCAUGAGGAACUGCAGCAACUACAGCACGGUGGUGGCUACCCACAUGCUGAACAUGUUUGUGGUGGGCGCUGUCUCUUCACUGGAAGAUGUGCCACGGAUCAUAAGGUGCCUCUACAGGAACCUGAGGUACGUCAGGGAGUUGUCAGCCCGGGUCACCCUGAACAACAUCCUUUGCCACCUGUGCUGCUCGAACCCUGACGAGCUGACCGUGAGCCUGCUCUACUGCUCCCCACUCUGCAACAACAUGGCCACAACCAUGUGGAAGGUGCUGCUGGAUAAGGCCGCAGUUGCAAAAGACGUGCUGCAGGAGCUGCUGAGCUUGCUGGAGCAACGGCCACUGCGCAAGCAGCCCACCUCCAAGAGGGACAACAGCUGCAUCCUUCCCCUGGCUGCAACAAGAGCACUGCACGUGAUCGUCCAGAAGCCCUACGACCCACAGGUGUUGAAGACCUUCUUCCCCCAGCUCUUCCUGGCGCUGCUCUUUCAGAUUGUCUUCACAGCAGGGUUCACCCGCCAGGAAACAAACAUCUUCCUGAGGGAAUGCCAGCGGGAUGGGUCCCGUGCCCCCAGCCACAUCAGGUGUGCCAUGGAGGCCAUGAAGGGUCUCUUCCACUGUGCUGGCUAUCGGCACGUAGCCCUGGCUGUGGAGAAGAAUGGCGGCUGGGAGCUGUUUCUGCAUGCAGAGACAUCUCAGAAGGGAGUGUCCGUGCUGGCCAGAGCCAUGAGGAGAGCUCCGAGACACCUGUGUGGCUGGAUCUUCCACCAGCUGGCAAGGCUGCUGAGCGGGGAGGACCAGUUUCGCCAGAGGCCCGCCAUGGCUUUCUUUGUGGAGCUGCUGGACGGCCUUGACCUUGCCGAGAUGGACGAUGCCGCGCUGCCGCUCCUCUGGCGCUACAUGCAGGCUGAGGGCCUGGAGCUGUGCAGACUGGCAUUCAGAGGCCUCCUGAGCCUGCGGAAGAGGCCCGAGAUGGCAGGGAAAAUGCAGAGCCUGCUCCCAGACAUGGUGGAGUGGCUGCAGGAUGCCCGCAGGGAAGUGCGUGCAGGAAGCUUGCUGUUGCUGAGAAACAUCCUCAGCUACCUGGACCAGAAGGGCUCCAACCCCAUCGCUCUGCAGCUGGCGGAGAGGCUUCUGCCACGCUUUGAUGACGCCGCUCAGAAAGCCCUUGUCAGCGCUGCACAGCUCCUCAAGUGGGAGGAGCUCAAGCAACUGGCCAGGACAGGGGAGAUACGGAAGAUUGGGGAGUACCUGAGAAGGUCCAAGCACUGCUCAGAACUCGGGGAAGUAGCUGCUUACGUCCCCGACCUCAUUUUAUCUGAGGACUUGAGGCACGAAGCCCGUUGCGUUCAGAAUUUUCAUGGAGUACUGCUCUUUGCAGACGUCUCAGGUUUCACUGCUCUGACAGAGAAGUUUAGCCAGAGCGUCAGCCUCGAGCGGGGUGCGGACGAGCUAACGCAAACGCUCAAUGACUACAUGGGCGACAUUGUGGAGGAGCUGCUGGGCUUUGGAGGAGACAUCUUGAAGUUUGCAGGGGAUGCUGUACUGGUGCUGUGGAGAGUGAGGGAAACACAGCUGAGAGACACCAUCAGCCUGGUGCUGCAGUGCUGCCGGCAAAUCCAGGAGAAGUACAGCGUCCGUGAUACAGACGUGGGUCUGAAGCUCCGACUGAAGAUAGGGAUCUCUGCAGGGCACAUGUCGCUGCUGACUGUGGGAGACCGCAAGGAGCAGCACUUCCUGAUCCUUGGCAAGGCCGUGGGUGAGGUCUGGCAGGCGCAAAACCUUGCAAGUGCAAGUGAUGUUAUCCUGUCAGCCAGCUGCUGGGAGCUCUGUAACCAGAGCCAGGUGAAGAGCAAGAGAGUGAAAGGCCAAGGAGCUGUGAAGGUUACAGGCGUGCAGCGGAUGUCUGUGUCGGAACGCGAAGAACUUUUCUCCAAGUUCACACGAGCCCAGCUGAACUGCCGUUCUCCUGAAAUGCCAGGCGUCCUGAGGCCUGCGGUUACCUUGGCCCCUCAUCGUGCUCAGGGGAAGGUGCUGAGGAAGUACAUCCCAGCCAGUGUCCUGCGCAAGAUUGACGACAGACAGCCCCUGGCGUGCCUAUCCGAGCUGCGGCCGGUCACCUGCCUCUUUGUGAAGCUGCAGUUUGCUGCCAAGGUCAACCUAACGCAAAUCUGCAAGGCUAUCCAGGACAGCAGCGUGCUGAUUUCGGAGAUCCUCCGUCCUCACAAGGGCGAAAUCAACAAAAUCUCCAUGUUUGAUAAGGGCUGCACGCUGCUGUGUGUGUUUGGCCUCCCUGGAGGAAAGCUGCCCUGCGAGAGCGUUUGCGCCUUGGAAAGCGCGAUUAAAAUCUCCACCGCCUGCUCCGGCAGGCUGGGGAAAAUCGAGGCAGUGUCCGUGGGGGUCACCAGCGGGACGGCGUUCUGCGGAGUCGUCGGCCACCGCGUCAGGCACGAGUACACAGUCAUGGGCCAGAAGGUGAACCUGGCUGCCCGGCUGAUGGAGCACUACCCGGGGCUGGUGUCCUGCGAUGCGGCGACCUACGCAGCAUCCCGGCUGCCCCGGUCCUACUUCAAGGAGCUGCCGAAGGCCCAGAUGAAGGGGGUUGGCGAUCCUGGCACUGUCUAUCAGUACCUGGGGAUGUCGCAGAAGCUCAUAUUUGGCCUGGAUCUUAUGGAGGAGAGGUCAGAGUACGGCCCCUUGCUCGGUCGCGAGGAGGAGAUUGCCCUCUUUGAAAGUGCCUUGAAAGCCUACAGGACUUGUCACGAAAGCAGCAUCGUAGCAUUUGAGGGUGUGCUUGGCUCUGGAAAGAGCCAUUUACUCACUGAGCUGGCAUUUUUAGGCCAGGCUGCUGGCCACAGGGUGGUGGCCGUGGAACUGACAGAGCUAAACCUGAAGCAGGUCUACUCUGCCCUCCGUAUGGUGCUGGCCAUGGCCCUGGGCCUGCAGGCAUGUCAAUCGUGCAGUGCCAGACAGCUUGUGCUGCAGACAAAGCUCCAAGGGCUGAUGGCAGAGAGCAGCUACUGCCUCCUCAACGACGUCUUCCUCGUUAAGUUUCCCCUCUCGACGGCAGUUUCCCAGAUGAGUGGCACUCAAAGGCAAAUGGAGCUGGAGUUGGUUUUGAAGAAAGUGCUCCAGAAGACUGUUGAAGAAGAUGGCGUUGUAUUUGUCAUCGACAACGCCCACUGCAUCGACUCUCCCUCCUGGAGUCUUAUGUGGAGCGUGCUCAGGGAUGUCUCAAUCCUCAUGGUGAUGAGCUUCACUGCCAGUCACUGCAGAAGACAGAGGCUUUGCCAAGCUGCUGUAGACAUCCUGAAGCUGCCAAAAACCAGUUGUGUUCGUCUGGGAGAGCUGAAGCCUUCCGCUGUAGUGCAGAAAGCCUGCCAGGCGCUUGGAGUUGUCAGCCUGCCCCAGGAUCUAGAGACGUUGCUGACGCAAAGAAGCUACGGCAUCCCCUAUUACUGUGAGGAACUGUUGCGCUACCUUCUUGGCCAUGACAUGCUCUUGUUCCACCCACUGGGGAAGGAUGAGAAACGAGAGGACAAGUGGGAGAGCCUCUUCACUUCUGUGACGGAGGCUUCAACCACUGCAGCAGCACGGAGCUCCAGCGCAGGGAAGGACCGCAGGGUGUGCACCAUGAGGCCGGAUGUGACCCUGCAGAACACUGUACUUCCCCCUACAUUGAAAGGGAUUGCGCUGGCUGAGCUGGACAGCAUGAAGCCCUCGGAGCAGAUGGUUCUGAAGUGUGCAGCCAUCCUAGGGCUGCUGUUCAGCACGGAGCUGCUGUUCCACAUCCUUCCCGGGUGGAGCAGGGCCAAGCUGAACAAGGCGCUGAAUGCCCUGGUGAGAUGCAACAUCCUCAAGUGGCUGAAUGCUGCCAAGGGGGCAGAAGAGAGCAGUGUUCCCACCGAGGGGUCGGGCACCUCUCUGGAGGAGGAGAGCGAUGCGCAGAAGUCAUCCAUGGAGGAGAGCAAGCAGAGGGCGAGGCUGGAGUCUGGCGUGCUGGCCUUUUGCGCCCCGCUGCUGCAGGAGGCUGCGUACGAGCUGUGGCCGAAGGGACAGAGGGUGGCCCUGCACCACAAGUGUGCGGCCUUCCUGGAGAGGCACGCGCACAAGUGCCAGUGCUGCGGGGGAGGCGACUUUGUUGCCUUCCACCGCUUGGUCCUGGGCAGCACGCAGGAGGCCGAGAGCUGUGAAGAGCAUGGCAGCAACUGCUCCUGGCGCAACUGGGAGGCCUCCCUGGCGACCAGCGAGGAGAUGAAGUCGGACGAGCUCCCCGCCUCUACGGAUGCUUCAAGUGGUGUACCAAAAGAGAAGAGCUUCUUGGAGGAGAUUUUUCGAGCGGCAAAGCGGUUUCGGGCUAAGACCGAAUGGAUGCCCAAGGUGCCCAGCAAGACCCACUGGACGCAGGGUGUGGAGUGUUCCUGCAGCUGCAAGGCCAUUGUGGACUUGGUGCUUGUGCCCUUGGCUCAGCACUACAUGGCAGUGGGCAAUGACGCCAGAGCCUUUUAUUAUCUGCUGGAGGGUGCGGCUGCCUACUUGCACGUCUCCGACAACUACCUGGCCUUCCGGAACCUGAAGAAAGCAGAAGUGCUGAGGACCUUGGUGGCUAAGAAGGGAAACUCGCUUGCUUGCUUUGAAGAAGCCACUUUGCUGAGCCUCAAAGGAGAGGUCUGCUACCAUAUGGGACAAACGGAGCUGGCGAAGACAAUGAUCAGGAAGGCAUUGAGCCUGCUGAAGAGGAAAUUCCCCACGACCUCCACUGGCGCCGCCUUGCAGCUUGUGCUGGAGAAGUCAGAGCAUGCCUCUCACAAGAAGAACAGAGACUCCUCCGUUCCUCAGGAGGCAGGGAGGCAGAGGCUCCCCUGGCUGUUCCGGCAAAGCCACUGCCUGUCCUUACUGCGGCAGCUCUUCAGCCUGGAGAGCGCCGCCGGCAGUCGGAGGCUCUCCCGCCUGGCAGCACUCAUGAAGGUGAACACGGCCGAGGAGUCCGAGGAUGCGAGUCACGUCCUCUUGUCCUACCUGGAAUAUGCGCUGUGCUGCCAGAACCUGGGCUGCCGGGAAGAGUGGCUGCAAUACGGGCGGGCGGCCAUGCAGCUUAGCGCUGAGGUGCAGCUCUUUGGAGGAGGGGUAUUAAACACAGCCAGCUUUGCCCAGGCCCUGUCCCAUCUGACCCUCAGCCUGGGAAAUCUGCCUCUGUCCGUCGACGUAGAUGAGGUAAUCACGGUGCUGGAGAGAGUGGAGGUUGCGCAGUGUCAGGGGUCAGGGACCUUUGGGUACCCGGAAUGUGAGGCAGUGCUGUGCAGGCUAGAGAAGCAGGUGUCUGGAGCAGAUGAGAUCGUUGGGCAGGCAUGCUUCUUCUGCUGCUGCUUAGACCUCUUGCUUGAUGCUGGGUGGCAGUAUAAGUCCUUUGAAGAGUGCAGGAGGUUCGUGGAGCAGAACGAAGCCAACUGCCUUCUCCAGGCGCAGAGCAGCAUCCUGCUUGGACUGUAUUCGUCCCUGGCUCUUUGGUUUGCAAGGCUUGGGCAGUGGGACAACUUCCAGAAGCCCUUUGAAAAGGCCAGGAGGCUGCUGAAGAGCACUGGCACCUGCCUUGUGGCCAGCCAAGUGUGCAGCCGGCUCCUGGAGUGCCAUAGCCUGGUGCUGAAAAAGGACAUGGAGCACGGCUCGUGGAGGGCCCGUGAGAGCUGCCGCAGGGCUCUAAGGCUUGCCAAAGAGGUUUUCUCUCGGUGCUCCACAAGCCCCGUCUUCUACCCCAGAGUCUACCACCUGAAAGCCUACAUUUUCCUGAUGCUGGGGAAUGAAGAGCAGAGCCUGCUGUGCCUCAACCAGGGCCUGCAAGCCUGUGAAGACCAUGGCAACCUGCUGGAGAAGACUUGGCUGGAGAUGAGCACUAUUGUCACCAUAAUGAAAAGCGUGGCUGCAUCUUCUUGA
Messenger RNA from Rhea pennata, 6087 nucleotides. RefSeq names its product adenylate cyclase type 10-like. Lineage: Eukaryota; Metazoa; Chordata; Aves; Rheiformes; Rheidae. Gene Ontology annotation, biological process: intracellular signal transduction; cyclic nucleotide biosynthetic process. Gene Ontology annotation, cellular component: cytoplasm. Gene Ontology annotation, molecular function: adenylate cyclase activity; protein binding. Bases 1 to 6087 code for a protein of 2028 amino acids. The record is from RefSeq and is a predicted model, not a curated record. The transcript is spliced from 43 exons.